Molecule: messenger RNA, 1459 nt
Organism: Cheilinus undulatus (humphead wrasse)
Lineage: Eukaryota; Metazoa; Chordata; Actinopteri; Labriformes; Labridae
Product: neuroendocrine protein 7B2
Exons: 6
Coding region: 56-718 (220 amino acids)
Biological process (GO): neuropeptide signaling pathway; regulation of hormone secretion
Cellular component (GO): secretory granule
Molecular function (GO): enzyme regulator activity
Source: RefSeq, a predicted model, not a curated record
UUUUGCUAGCUUAACGUUUGUCUCGCGCAGCAGACAGGUUCUAGCAUCAAACACGAUGACAGAAAUGGGCUCGGCCGUGCGGUUAUCAUUGUUCGGCCUUCUCCUUUGCCUGCAGCUCGGCAGGGCUUCAGCCCGCAGUCCCCGCACGGUAGACCAGGUGUCUGAGGCCGACAUCCAGCGGCUCCUGCACGGCGUGAUGGAGCAGCUGGGCAUCGCUCGGCCCAGGGUGGAGUAUCCCGCACACCAGGCUACCAACAUAGUGGGGCCACAGAGCAUACAGGGUGGAGCUCACGAGGGGCUGCAGCAUCUCGGCCCCUUUGGAAACAUCCCCAACAUUGUGGCUGAGCUGACUGGUGACAAUGUUCCCAAAGACUUCAGUGAUGAUCACGGAUACCCAGACCCUCCAAACCCCUGUCCCUUGGGAAAAACAGCAGCAGACGGCUGUUUGGAAAAUGCUCCAGACACGGCUGAAUUCAGCAGAGAGUUUCAGAAACACCAGCACCUGUUUGACCCAGAGCAUGACUAUCCAGCUCUGGCUAAAUGGAACAAGGAGCGAUUGUACCAAAAACUAAAGGGAGGACCUAAAAGACGAAAAAGGAGCGUCAACCCAUACUUGAUGGGUCAGAGGUUGGAAAAUGUGGUCGCCAAAAAAUCUGUUCCCCACUUCUCUGAUGAGGACGAGGAAGAGGCACCCACCGUCUCUGUUGCUAGCACCUAAAUCCACAACCUGCACCUGCAACACUCACUGUAAAAACACAGUUUACUGCCAGAAUUAACUUUAUAACACUACAUAUUUCAGCAUUUUGGUUAUCAAGCUGUGCAAACAUUAGUCUAAAAAGGGUUGUAUUGCCGGUAUUGCAAUUAUCUCUUAAAGCAACUAUUCUUAAAUCAUGACAAUCAUUUUUUAUUCGAUUUUGUCUCCCAUCUUUUUUUGCUUCAAGUAUGGAAACCAUGACAAAAAUCCAUAAACAGACAAAAGUGAUUCUGGAUUAAACUAAGACAACAUUUAGGUAUUUCAGUUUUAGUUUUAGUUGUGAUUUGACUGCUUACUAACCAAAAUGCUUAAAUAGAAUACUGUAUGUUAAAAGCUUAGAGUCUGUCAGUGAUCACCAUAUCCUGAGCUGUAUUAUAAGAAGUUGUAUAGAUCUAUUGAUUUAUAGAGAUGUUUAAAGAGAAAGAUAGUAUAACCAUGACUGUACAGACUAAAUUCACUCACCCUAAAGUUUAUAUUUUAUGUCUUUAUUUAACCACAUAAUCAAUUCAACACAUAUCAUGUUCCAGUAAAUUCUUUUAAAUGGUUGUAGCGUUGCGGUAUAAAUGAUGCCUAUGAACUUCACCACUGUAGCAUGUCAUAUGAUGUAAAUCUGUUCUCUUUAUUACAUUACAGAGACUUACUUGGAUCAACUCUUCUUCACAUAAAUGUUUGUGUUUUUGUUCUGUAAUGUCAAAUAAAACAUUU